AAAAUUCAGGCAUUCACUGAAAAUUUCAUUCUGACAGUCGGAUCAGGUCAUUCAGAGCAAGAUGACAACAUACACGGACAAAGGUGAAAAGCACGAGCAGGGCAGGUUUCUCUGCUUUGAUCACUUAACGUUCUGGGUUGGAAAUGCAAAGCAGGCUGCAUCUUAUUACUGUAAUAAACUGGGAUUUGAGCCGCUGGCUUACCGAGGUUUGGAGACAGGCAGUCGUGAAGUGGUGUCCCAUGCAGUCAAACAAGGAAAGAUUAUUUAUGUGUUCUCAUCUGCCCUCAAUCCUGGAAACAAAGAGAUGGGAGAACAUCUGGUGAAACACGGGGACGGAGUGAAGGAUAUAGCAUUUACAGUAGAGGACUGUGACUUUCUGGUUGAGAAAGCCCGUGAGCGAGGUGCAGUUAUUGUGAAGGAGCCCCACACUCUGGAGGACAAGUAUGGUAAAGUCAGGCUGGCUGUGCUUCAAACGUAUGGUGACACCACACACACGUUUGUGGAGAGGGCAGGAUACAGUGGAUCGUUCCUUCCUGGUUUCCAUCCCCCUCUGUUCAAGGACCCUCUACUAGCCAAACUGCCAAGUGGAAAACUGAACUUUAUUGAUCACGUUGUGGGAAACCAACCAGAUGAUGAGAUGGUUCCAGUGGUUGACUGGUAUCAGAAGAACCUUCUCUUUCACCGCUUCUGGUCAGUGGAUGACAAGCAGCUUCAGACAGAAUUUAGUGCCCUGCGCUCCAUCGUAGUGGCUAACUAUGAGGAGACGGUGAAGAUGCCCAUCAACGAGCCUGCCAUGGGCAACAGAAAGUCUCAGAUCCAGGAGUAUGUGGAGUACUACGGAGGUCCAGGAGUGCAGCAUAUCGCCAUGAAUACAUCAGAUAUCAUCACUGCAAUCCGUAACCUAAAGGAGCGUGGGAUGGAGUUUAUGUCGGUGCCUGACACCUACUACAACCAGCUGAGGGAGAAUUUGAAAAACUCAAAGGUUAAAGUCUUAGAGGAUGUGGAUGUCCUGCAGGAACUAAAGAUCUUGGUGGACUAUGAUGACAAUGGUUAUUUGCUUCAAAUCUUCACCAAGCCGGUUCAGGAUCGUCCCACCGUGUUCUUGGAAGUCAUUCAGAGACACAAUCACCAGGGUUUUGGUGCAGGGAACUUCAAGUCUCUUUUUGAAGCUAUUGAAGCCGACCAGAAUGCCAGAGGAAAUCUGACUGUCCUGACACCAAAUGGCAUUUCAAAAAACAUGUGAAGCCAGUGUUAAUUCACUUUACAGCUCUGAUAACUCUCAGUAACCAUCACUUAAUUACGACAAGUACACUGUCUUUUCAGGGUCCUGUUUAUUUUUGUUUUAUACUCAUAAUAUUCUACAACAACGCUCUGAUGUUAUGAAAUACAUAAUGAAAAUAUACCAAGUUUGUGUAAUGAUGUUAUUUUAUAUUUGUGUGUUUUGCAUGUUUUAUUACAAUUAAUCAUGCAUAUUGUGUGUUAGUUUAUCCUGGUGUUUAUGAAAGAUCUUCUGAGUCUGAAAUAAUCAUCAUGAGUACAUAACUUAAAAUUCAUAAUACAGUGCUUUUGCUUUAUAAAACAUUAACAUCAAAACCAUCAUUAUUGAAAUGAGCUUGACUCAAGCGAAACAUCAUUGAAGCUCUCAUUAAUGAAAACAUUUAACUAUACAACUCUGUUAUUUGGAUAGUCAGGUCAACAGACUGUUUACUAUAACUGAGAAUCUGGAUAUAACAUGGCAUCUGGAAUAAACAUUUUCCCCUCUUGUUGAAAGAUAA
Amphiprion ocellaris (clown anemonefish) is the source of this 1775-nucleotide messenger RNA. RefSeq names its product 4-hydroxyphenylpyruvate dioxygenase b (gene hpdb). The record is from RefSeq and is a predicted model, not a curated record. Gene Ontology annotation, biological process: L-tyrosine catabolic process. The transcript is spliced from 14 exons. NCBI's taxonomy places the organism in Eukaryota, Metazoa, Chordata, Actinopteri, Pomacentridae. Gene Ontology annotation, cellular component: endoplasmic reticulum membrane; Golgi membrane. The coding region runs from base 62 to 1243 and encodes 393 amino acids. Gene Ontology annotation, molecular function: 4-hydroxyphenylpyruvate dioxygenase activity.